GUUGGUUUGGAGAAGGAAGUUGAAUUAUUAUCACAUCAAGGGACAUGCAAGUACUUCAUAAUGCUUUUGCAUUUUCAACAUACUCUAUUUCAAGAUUAAAUUUACAUGAUGCCUUUCAUCUCUUUAGUUUGAAAGCAUUCAAGCAAAAUGAGCCACCUAAAAGUUAUAUGGAAUUAUCAGAAUCAGUAGUGGAUUAUUGUCAAGGAAAUCCAUUGGCCCUUGUAAUGUUGGGUUCUUUUCUUCAAGGUAGAGGAAAAGAGGAGUGGGAAAGUUUUUUGGAAAAAACAAAAGAAGCACCACCCAAGUACAUUAUUGAUGUUCUGAAAUUGAGUUUUGAUAGACUUGAUGAGCGCCAAAAGAAUAUGUUUCUUGACAUAGCAUUUUUCAUCAAGGAAAGAGUUGAAGUUUCUUUGACCCUAAUAAGACAAUUAUAUGGCUCUUCUGUAGAUAUUGACAUAAAUGUUCUUAAAGAGAGAGCCCUCACUUCAUUGGAUCAUAACGGCUAUAUUGAGAUGCAUGAUCUUGUGAGGGACAUGGGUGUUGAAAUUGCUAGAGAACAGUCAUUCUCCAAUCCUAAAGGCCCUGUUCGACUGCAAAGUUAUAAGGACAUUUAUGAUUUUUUCAUUAGUAACAAGGUGACUGAGUCAAUCCAAUGCUUGUCAUUGGACACGAGCAAGAUAAAAAGGAUUCCAUUGACAGCUAAUGACCUUCAAAGAUGCAUAAUUUAA
Messenger RNA from Neltuma alba, 728 nucleotides. RefSeq names its product disease resistance-like protein DSC1. The record is from RefSeq and is a predicted model, not a curated record. The transcript is spliced from 2 exons. Gene Ontology annotation, molecular function: ADP binding. The coding region runs from base 45 to 728 and encodes 227 amino acids. NCBI's taxonomy places the organism in Eukaryota, Viridiplantae, Streptophyta, Magnoliopsida, Fabales, Fabaceae. Gene Ontology annotation, biological process: defense response.